UUCAUUCCCAAAUCCCAACACUUUUGUUUCCAAUCACUCUAUCAUGGGAGAUUCAAAGAGUUUGAUACAUGAGUUACUUCAAGGAUUGGAGUUAGCAAGAAAGCUUAGAAUUUAUCUCAACGUAUCUUCUUCUUCUUCUCCCUCCGUUCAUGAAACACGUGAAGUUUUGAUACAUAAAAUCAUAUCCACGUUCGAAAAGGCUCUUGAAAUUGUUAACCGUAAAGGACACAUUAGUAUGGCCGAAUCAUCACAACAGCAACAACAACAUCACCCUUCGGUCUCAGGAGCACUUGCCAUAAGAAUGUUGGAUUCACCACCUUUAAGCUCUAGUCCACGAAGUGAAGACUCUGAUAGAGAUUUUAAGAACCGUGAUGAUCACAAUACUCCUAGAAAAAGGUACGUAAAUCUAUCAUUUUUCAUUUUUCAUGUGUAUGAUCUUACUUACAGUAACUAUCAUUUUUCAUGUUAUAGAAACACUCUACCAAUUAGAUGGACAAAACAAAUUCGAGUUACACCAGGAAUAGCAGUCGAAGGUCCUCUUGAUGAUGGAUAUAGUUGGAGAAAAUAUGGCCAAAAAGACAUCCUCGGAGCCACACACCCUAGAGGUUAUUACAGAUGCACUCACAGAAACAUUCAAGGUUGUUUGGCAACAAAGCAAGUACAAAGAUCCGACGAAGAUCCAACCAUCUUCGAAAUCACUUACAAAGGAAACCACACAUGCACAAACGGAAGCACUUCCAAUGUGGCUGUUCCAAUUCCAACCAUGAACCCAAAUGAAUAUCAAGAAACAAAUAUAAUCACAAACCAACAACUAACAAACCUGCGAACAGGUCUAAGAGUUCAGACAGAGAAUCUAGAUUUCCUCGACCAAUCAUUUGCGCCAUUAAUCCAUUUCCAUUCAAGCCAUGUACUUGAAAGUAGCUUUGCUGAAAACUUCAACUCCCCUGCAACUUCUGGAAUAAGUCACUUCUCGAUGUCGCCGCCGAGCGUGUUCCCGAAUAUGGCUAGUGAGAUUUUUCCAUCAGCUACUUCUGUUGCAAACACACCAACCACUGGUUUAGAUUUUCCGUUUCAAUUCGACGGAGAGAACUUCACAUUCGAUAACUCGCAGUUUUUCCCUUGAACUAUAUGGGAAGAAACUGAUCAAUAAUUUAUUAACAAAAAUAAAAAAAAUCAGAACUAUAUAUGUCCAAGUUUCAUGGAGUUUUACUUUAUCGUUAUAGAAAUGUCCAAGUUUCAUGUAGGUUUAUUUUUAUUUUUUUUCACAUGUUGUGUCCUCAUUUUCCUUUUUUUUUUUUUUCUGUUUUUUUGGAUUUAAAAAAAAAAAAGUAGAGUUUAGCUUGACUUAUAAAGAGGUAGUGCUUCCACGAUGUAAACUAAAGUAUGUGUUGAAAUGGUUCAUUUUAUUCAAUUUUGCUAGGAAGGGGGCAGUAAAAAAUUUAACUCGUUGUAUUAGUUUUCAAUUUGUAACAAAUAUUCCGAAUUCAUAACCAACAAA
Messenger RNA from Vicia villosa (hairy vetch), 1498 nucleotides. Its product is annotated as probable WRKY transcription factor 41. The transcript has 2 exons. Gene Ontology annotation, molecular function: DNA-binding transcription factor activity; transcription cis-regulatory region binding. NCBI's taxonomy places the organism in Eukaryota, Viridiplantae, Streptophyta, Magnoliopsida, Fabales, Fabaceae. Gene Ontology annotation, cellular component: nucleus. Gene Ontology annotation, biological process: regulation of DNA-templated transcription. The record is from RefSeq and is a predicted model, not a curated record. The coding region runs from base 44 to 1123 and encodes 359 amino acids.